UUCUAGUUUAAUUUGUUGUUUUGGUUAGGGGGCGCUCACACGGAACUGUAAUGUCAUAGUUGUCAGAUGAGGUUUGUUUUUGUGAUCUGACACUGACAUUUAUCAUUAUAUACAUAAUAUUAUCAAUUAAAUCGUUUCGUGUCGGUUGUUCAAUAGUUGUGAUGUUUCGUGUUGAUAAGUAAAUUCGAGUUGUAAAUAAGAAAAAAAAUAAAAACAAUUGCAGCAAGAUGAAUUCGUUCAAGCAACCCACCCUGAGAAUAAACCAGGCAGACUUGAUGUGCAAGAAUGGGUGCGGUUACUUCAGCAAUGCCGAUUGGGAUGGUUACUGUUCGAAAUGCCACAGGAGCGCGCUGGAAAAGGAGAGGCAGAAGAAGCUCUCUUCGAAGCCACAGAAAAUGUCUGGGUUCACCAAGUUCGAGGAGAAGAAACGCCAGCAGACUGAUAAGAAGAACAAAUUAAUCAAGACGCCCGUCUUUCGGAAAACUGCGAGUGGAAGAGAUUCGUUCAGAUCCGAGAGGCAACCGGAGGCGAUCCACAAUCCGGAAGCGGAUCGUUUGACCGUGGAGUACCUGAAGACGUACGUGCUGCCAGAGCAGGUGAACAAGGAUUUCUUCAAGAAAAUCAGCUACCUGUAUUCGAUGAUCGUGACGGAGAUGGAUAACAAUAAGCCUAUAGAGGAGGUGGCGGAGCUGGCGCAAAAGUAUUACAUCAACUAUUCGACGAGAUUGAACGGUCAUCCGCUGUACGCGGACAUCGAUCCGAACGUCAGGGCUGAGAUGUUGGAGUUUUUCGAAAAGUUCGUCAUGUCGAGCGCUUACGAGUACAUAUUUUGUCCGCCGACGACGAACGACGAAGAGAAGGAUCUGAUCAUUCAGAACAGGAUCAGGAAAUUGAGCUGGGUGAAUGCUUACCAUUUGGACUGUUGCAUCAGCGAGACGAGCAUGGAGGUCAGGGAAUUGGUGUACACUGCAAUCACAGAUUUAAUUGGUUUGGAUUCGGUGAAGGCGCCUCAGGAGAAACUGGCGUGCGUCGUGCGCUGCUGUCAGAGCGUCGUGGAGAUACUGAAGAGUUGUCAGGAGGGACCGGUGAGCGCGGACGAGUUUCUGCCCGCCCUCAUCUUCGUCGUGCUGAAAGCGAAUCCGGCUCGUCUGAAGAGUAACAUCCUGUACAUCACGAGGUUCUGCAACGAUUCGCGCCUGAUGCAAGGGGAGCCGGGAUACUACUUCACGAAUCUAUGCUGCGCCGUAUCGUUCAUAGAGAAUCUAACUGCGGAAUCGUUGAGCAUGAACAGCGAGCAAUUCACGUCGUACAUGAGCGGCGACAGCAACGUGAUCAGCACCUGGGAAUCGGCGCUGUUCGCUUGCGAAGGAAUGCACCAGCUCACGCAGCAUCUGAGCCUGAUGAAAGACCUCACCGAACGCACCGCAACAAUCAAGUCGAGAGCGGAAGAGCUUCGAGAGAAAAUGCAAAGCUUAAAAGAUGAAAUCAAAUCGAAAGUGGCGACAGUCAUAGAGAAGAACCCGCUCGAGUUGAAACCGCCGAACGAAUUGCAGCUGAAGACACCGGAGAGGACGCAUCCGGCGUUGCGCGAAGAUGAAGGCGAGCAGGCCUCGAAUUUCUACACGUACAAUUUGCAAAAUCUGAGCGUGAAGAUCGAUCAGAAAUCGAAAUUCAAGUUGGAUCUCGUUGCGGAUCAAAAGCCGGUCGAGGGUGGCAGCGGUAACAGUCUGACCCUCAUCAAUUACGACAUCGACGUUUCCGAUCUGAGCAACGAGAGCGAUCUGACGCCGGAGAAACGCGACGAUCGUUGCCUGCUCGACAUGAAGGAGGAGUCGCCGGAGGCCCGCCUGCCGCCGCCGCUCGAACCGACCGCCCACUAUUCGGGAUUCGCCAAGCAGGGCUAUCAAAUACCGAGCAUACCGUGCAACACCGGCAACAAGAAUUCCGACACUUACAAGAACACGACGAAUAACGGAAACUGAACCGCGCAGACACUACACCGAUAGGAGAUUGCAUCGAAACGCUGCUGCUGAAUUGAUUUGUUGUGAUUAUUAAUUUAUAGAAUUAUAUUAAAGUUGGAAAUAGAGAUAUUAGAUAAGUUGUUAGUUUGGUUGCA
Messenger RNA from Nicrophorus vespilloides, 2116 nucleotides. RefSeq names its product rab5 GDP/GTP exchange factor (gene Rabex-5). NCBI's taxonomy places the organism in Eukaryota, Metazoa, Arthropoda, Insecta, Coleoptera, Silphidae. Gene Ontology annotation, biological process: vesicle-mediated transport. Gene Ontology annotation, molecular function: zinc ion binding; guanyl-nucleotide exchange factor activity; DNA binding. The transcript has 7 exons. The record is from RefSeq and is a predicted model, not a curated record. Bases 228 to 1982 code for a protein of 584 amino acids. Gene Ontology annotation, cellular component: cytosol; endocytic vesicle.